Molecule: messenger RNA, 2470 nt
Organism: Daucus carota subsp. sativus
Lineage: Eukaryota; Viridiplantae; Streptophyta; Magnoliopsida; Apiales; Apiaceae
Product: factor of DNA methylation 3
Exons: 7
Coding region: 149-2245 (698 amino acids)
Biological process (GO): gene silencing by siRNA-directed DNA methylation
Source: RefSeq, a predicted model, not a curated record
UCAAUCUCUCGAAAUCUCUAUCCAUACAUCCACAUAUACAAACACACACGCGCAGAGCAUUAAUUUUAUGUGUUUUUACUUGUUUGUGCAGGGCGAUUGUAGCUGAGUUGGUGGCCUGAUCACUCCGAAGCGUUAAUUAAUCUAAGGUAUGUCGAGCAGAAGAGAGAAGAGGCGUGAUCGUGACUCAGAACGCGAGGACAACAUAUAUCGAUACUAUAGGGAUCUGAAAGAUGGACGAGAUAGAGUUAAAGUUUCAGAUCAAAUUUAUGAAUGUCCUUAUUGUCGCGAAUACGAGAAAAAGGAAUAUACCUAUCUGCAAAUUCUUAAUCAUGCCUCUCGCGUUGGUACAAAAUCGAAGACUGCGAGCUCAAGAAGCAGGGAAAGACAUUUGGGGUUGGAAAUGUACUUGAAGAGAUGCUUUGAUAAAACAGAUAAAACUCUGCGAUCAAGGACAGACCCGUAUGAAAAUGAUAAUGAUCACAAACAGUUUGCCCUCCCUUCUUUACCCACUGACUCUGUGGAUAAUAACACUGUUGUUGCACACAGGGCAGAGCGUUACAAAAAUGAUAAUGGUCAGAAACAGAUUAUGGUCUCUUCUGUACGUACCGAAUCUAUGGGUUAUAGCUUUGUUGCAAGUAGGGAGUCAAAAGAAUCUGCUGGUAGACCUAUUAAACACGAUUUACCAUCCCAUACCCAUAAAAGAAGGGCUGAAAAUAUGAAACCUGAAGCUAGCGAAGAGCUAAUAGUUUAUCCAUGGAUGGUCAUUAUUGCCAACAUACCUGUCGAGUUGAAGGAUGGACGAUAUGUGGGAGACAGUGGUCGAAAACUGAAGGAUGAGUGGACAUUGCAGGGGUAUCAACCAAUUAAGGUUCAUCCUUUGUGGAACUACAAGGGUCACACAGGCUUUGCUAUAGUUGAAUUCAACAAAGAUUGGACUGGAUUUGAUAAUGCAAUGACAUUUGCAAAGAAGUUUGAGAUGGAUUGUCAUGGAAAGAAAGACUGGCAAAGGGCAAGAGAGAAAGGAGAGCAGAAGCUAUAUGCUUGGAUUGCAAGAGAGGAGGAAUAUCAUAGAAAGGAUAAAAUGGGUGAAUAUUUGAGAAAGAAUGCAGAUCUAAAAACUAUUUCAGAAAUUGAAAAAGAAGACAAGAUAAAAGAGGCAAGACUGAUGUGCAACUUAACUAAUUCACUAGAUAUGAAGGAGAAACAAUGUGAAGAGAUAAAGAAAAAUAUAAGCAAAACUGAAGCUAGCUUCUCGAAUGUGAUGAGGCAGAAGGAAGAUAUGAUUAAAGCUUAUAAUGAAGAACAAGAGAUGAGCCGGAAACAGCAAUGUAAGGAGAUUGAGAUCAUCUAUCGUGAACAUGAACGAACCAAGUUAAUGUUGGAAGCCAAGAGAGAAGAGCUAAGGUUGUAUGAGAUGGGUUUAAGAGCACGUGAAUACCUAAAUGAAUCUGAGAGGAGGAGGUUGGACCAUCUGAAGGAAAAGAAGGAGAAGAAUGAGAAAGCAAUCAUGGUUCAAAAGAAGGCUGAAGAAAGCAUGAUGAAGUUGGCAGAAUCUCAUAGAAAAGAGAAGCACCAACUUUACCAACGAAUAAUUGAGCUGCAGAAGAAACUCGAUGACAAGCAGCAGUUAGAAUUAGAUAUAGAACAACUGAGGGGAGCUGUGGAAGUCAUGAGACCUAUAAGUGAUGGUGGGGAUGCAGAAGCGCAGAAAAAGAUGGAGUCCUUGGAAGAAAAUCUGAAAGAGAAGGAGGAAGAUCUUGAGAGUCUUGAAGAAUUAAAUCAAGCUCUCAUUGUGAAGGAGAAGAAAGCCAGUGAUGAACUGCAAGAUGCUCGGAAAGAGUUAAUCAGUGGUUUGAAGGACAGGCCUAUCUCGACGGCCUCAGUUGGUGUCAAAAGACUGGGAGACCUCGAUCACAAGCCAUUUGUGUCUGCUGCCAAGAUGAAAUAUCCUGCUGCUGAAGCUGAAGAGAAAGCAGGGGAAUUCAUUUCUCUGAUGGACUCCAAAAUUCGGGAGGGAGUUAUCAAUGAAGAAGAUGAUGGCAUCAAAGCAAUAAAGAAUGAGUGGGGUGAUGAAGUGUACAAAUCAGUGGUGACGGCAUUAAGAGAGUUGAAUGAGUACAACCCAGCUGGAAGAUGCCCUGUUCCCGAGUUGUGGAAUUUCAAAGCAGGAAGGAGGGCUACUUUAAGUGAGAGUGUAGAAUUCAUCCUAAGACUUUGGAAGACAAACAAGAGGAAGAGAACCUGAAGUACUGUACUCAGAUGAUUGGCACUCGGCUUCUUCUUAUUUUACCUGAUUUACCGUUGAGAGUACAGAAUUCAUACUAGUACUCAUCUAUUCUUUUUAAAUGAAUAUUGGUUAACGAAAUUGACGCUUAUUAUGAUACUCUUCAAAGUUUCUGGUUGGAUUUUGGUUGAUGUUUUUCUAUACACAUAAUACUCUCAGAAACCUAGUGCUGCAUUUUUUGUUUCA